AUGUCAUCCGACGCCAAAUCCUUCCGCCAACUAGUCGGCGUCACCCCCUCCACUGCCUCCGUGCAAGACUCAACCCUCAUAAUCAUCGACGCCCAAAACGAAUACGCCUCCGGCAAACUGAAAGUCGAAAACGUCGGGCAAAGCCGCGAAACCAUCGCCGACUUGCUCUUCCGGUACCGCCGCGGCAGCAACGGCAGCAACAUCGUCCACGUGGUCCACAAAGCUCCCGAUGGUGCACCGGUUUUCACUCCCGGUACACCUCUGGCGGAUGAAUUCGACGAGUUGAAGCCCCAGGCUGGUGAGAAGGUUGUUGUCAAGGACUUCCCCAGCUCGUUUACUCAGACCGAUUUGCAUGAGUAUCUUCAGGGGUUGGGGGCUGUGGGCAAGAAGAUUGUUCUUGUGGGGUACAUGGCGCAUAUUUGCGUGUCUACUACUGCGCGUGCGGGAGAUGAGCUUGGGUAUGAUGUCUUGGUUGUCUCGGAUGCGAUUGGGGACCGGCAUAUUCCUGGUGUUCAGGCGGAGACUUUGGUGUCGGUUGUGCUCUCUGUGGUGGAAGAUGGGUUUGGCUCUGUGAUCCGUGCUGCUGAUAUUACUGAAUAA
Penicillium daleae is the source of this 600-nucleotide messenger RNA. RefSeq names its product putative isochorismatase family hydrolase. Lineage: Eukaryota; Fungi; Ascomycota; Eurotiomycetes; Eurotiales; Aspergillaceae. The record is from RefSeq and is a predicted model, not a curated record. Bases 1 to 600 code for a protein of 199 amino acids. The transcript has a single exon.